Messenger RNA from Durusdinium trenchii, 1329 nucleotides. The record is from the annotation of a GenBank genome assembly. Lineage: Eukaryota; Dinophyceae; Suessiales; Symbiodiniaceae.
AUGACUUGGCCCAGAGAUCAACCAGUGAAGCAGCCUGAGAUCAUCACAGACCAGGACUUCAUUGCGUCCUUGCGUGGCCGCGACAUCAAAGUUAUCCUACAAGGUGAACUCAUCAAGGAGUUUGUGGACCAUCCCAUUGUCUGGCCAUCAGUGAACGCCAUGGCGGAGUCCUACCGGCUGGCACAAGAGAACCCCGACCUUGGCAGUGCCAUUGGCUUCAGUGGAUACCGAAUGAGCAGGUUCCUUCACAUCUGUGAAUCUGCGGACGACCUGGUCAUGCAAUCUCAGAUGCAGCGUGAGCUUGGGCGCCGCACAGGCACCUGCUUCCAACGUUGUGUGGGUCAAGAUGCAUCCAACGCCAUGUGGUCAACGACCUACGACAUUGAUCAGAAGCAUGGCACCAACUAUCACGCUCGCUUCAAGGAGUUCAUGAUCAUGGCUCAAAGCAAAAACCUGGUCCUCGGUGGAGCCAUGACAGAUGUGAAAGGCGAUCGAAGCUUGAACCCAUCCGAGCAGCAGGACCCAGACAUGUUUGUCCGUGUCUCUGAGAGAAAGCCGGAUGGUGGGGUGGUUCUGCGGGGCUGCAAAGCCCAUCAGACUGGAAAUCUAAACUCCCACUGGAUGAUCAUUAUGCCUGGUGGCAAGAUGGAGGUGGCAGACAAGGACUAUGCAAUUGCGUGCGCUGUGCCAGUGGAUGCUCCUGGUCUUACCUACAUCUACGGAAGGCAGAGCUGCGACUUGCGUGCCAUGGAACCAGGAGACAUUGACCAGGGCAACGCCAAGUUUGGUGGCCAGGAGACGUUGACAUGCUUCGAGGAUGUCUACGUGCCACCAGAGUAUAUUUUCAUGGACGGCGAGGUGGACUUUACUCAAACUCUGGUGGAGCGAUUCACUGCGUAUCAUCGCCGCUCCUAUGUGUGUAAAGCAGGCUUGGGUGAUGUGAUGCUGGGUGCUGCUGCCACAGUGGCGGACUACAAUGGAGUGGCCAAAGCUUCGCACAUCAAGGCGCAAGCGGCCGAAGCGGCCCUCACCUCCGGUUUUCAACCUCAGCCUAAAGGUAAUGACGUUGCUGGACCUCUGCUUGAGAAGUAUUUGAAGGGCAAGAAGGGAGUGACAGUGGAGAACCGACGCCGUAUCCUGCGACUGAUCGAGAACAUGACAAUGGGGAGGAAUGCUGUCGGCUAUCUUAGCGAAAGCCUCCAUGGCGCAGGGUCUCCGCAGGCACAGCGCGUCCUCAUCCAACGCCUUUUCGACCUCGAAACCAAGAAACGGUUCCUCGGACCUUUGUUACUAGUAACAAGUGCCUUACUACUAGUAACAAGAAGCUAG